GCUCUCUGUUGAGAGUCUCAUCUCGUUUAUUGCAGGAAAGGAUGGAUGGGAACAAAGAUGAAGCCUUGAAGUGUCUGAACAUCACCAAGAAUUUAAUUCAAUCGGGCGACGAAGAUCGCGCCCUCAAAUUCCUCAACAAAGCCCGUAGGUUAGACCCAUCCAUUCAAAUUGACCAAUUCCUGUCCAAUCUCAACACUUCACCGGUGGAAGAUAAGAACCCUAAUGCACCCACCGAUGAGAAUCCCUCCGAUCCUUCUGAAAGCGGGCCCCGACGUAGGGUUCCGGUUGCCGCGCGAUCAACGUCGUCUUCAUCCGCCGCAUCGGCUACCUACAACGACGACCAGAUGACUGUUGUCAGAGAGAUUAAGAUGAAGAAAGAUUACUAUGAGAUUUUGGGGUUGGAGAAGAAUUGCACGGGUAAGGAUGUUCGGAAGGCAUAUAUGAAACUUUCUUUGAAGGUCCUUCCUGAUAAGAACACGGCUCCCAGCACGGAGGAGGCGUUCAAGAUGGUCUCAAAGGCGUUCCAGUGCUUGAGCAACAAGGAGAGCCGCAAGAAAUAUGACGUUGUGGGAUCGGAUGAGCCGGUUUACGAGAGGAGAGACAAAGGUGGUGGUAAUGGGAUGCGUGGGUUCAACGGGUUUUAUGAGACCGGCGUUGAUGCAGAGGAGAUUUUUAGGAACUUCUUCUUUGGGGGAAUGCAUCCUGCAACGACUGCCAAUUUUGGUGGAUUCACAUUUGGAAAUGCAGCAUCAUGCAAACUCGGCCCUCUCUACCCGCCUCCGGCCUGA
This is a messenger RNA of Salvia miltiorrhiza (redroot sage), 788 nucleotides long. Its product is annotated as chaperone protein dnaJ 49-like. Lineage: Eukaryota; Viridiplantae; Streptophyta; Magnoliopsida; Lamiales; Lamiaceae. Gene Ontology annotation, molecular function: Hsp70 protein binding. Gene Ontology annotation, cellular component: endoplasmic reticulum membrane. The record is from RefSeq and is a predicted model, not a curated record. Bases 42 to 788 code for a protein of 248 amino acids. The transcript has a single exon. Gene Ontology annotation, biological process: cellular response to misfolded protein.